Cynocephalus volans (Philippine flying lemur) is the source of this 4228-nucleotide messenger RNA. It is a transcript of the gene NEURL1, whose product is annotated as neuralized E3 ubiquitin protein ligase 1. Lineage: Eukaryota; Metazoa; Chordata; Mammalia; Dermoptera; Cynocephalidae. The coding region runs from base 383 to 2062 and encodes 559 amino acids. The transcript is spliced from 7 exons. Gene Ontology annotation, biological process: negative regulation of Notch signaling pathway. Gene Ontology annotation, cellular component: postsynaptic density; plasma membrane. The record is from RefSeq and is a predicted model, not a curated record. Gene Ontology annotation, molecular function: ubiquitin protein ligase activity.
GCGUGCGUGUGUGGCCGGCCUCGCGGCUCGCGGGCAGGCGGCUGUGUGCGGGAGGGAGCGCGUGGGGACACAGGAGGGGCCGCUGGGCUUGGCCGUGCCAUGCCGGCCACCGGCUGCUGCGGGGGAAGACAGGGGGGAGGAGGAGGGGAGCUGGCGGCCAGGGCGGCUUGGUGACGAGGCUGGUUGGCCAAACGGAGGUGGCUGUGCUGCCCGCUGCCCACGAUGGGGGGACAGAUCACCCGGAGCACCCUCCACGACUGUUGGCUUCCUGAGGCCAGGAUCCAUGUAUGUUUCAUGUCUAUAUCUCCAGUGCCUAGGACAGGACUUGGUGUUCAGCAGAUACCUGAUGAAUAUUUGUUGAAUAAAGUAAAUCAAUAGAUAAAUGACGGUGGUAGUGACAGUGAAUGGUGUGGACAGUAGAGACUCCAUCGGGGGUCCCUUCCCCGUCACCUCCCACCGAUGCCACCACAAGCAGAAGCACUGCCCGCCAGUGCUGCCGGGCGGGGGGCUCCCGGCCACGCCGCUGCUCUUCCACCCACACACCAAGGGCUCCCAGAUCCUCAUGGACCUCAGCCACAAGGCCGUCAAGAGGCAGGCCAGCUUCUGCAAUGCCAUCACCUUCAGUAACCGCCCGGUCCUCAUCUACGAGCAAGUCAGGCUGAAGAUCACCAAGAAGCAGUGCUGCUGGAGCGGGGCCCUGCGGCUGGGCUUCACGAGCAAGGACCCGUCCCGCAUCCACCCUGACUCGCUGCCCAAGUAUGCCUGCCCUGACCUGGUGUCCCAGAGCGGUUUCUGGGCCAAGGCACUGCCUGAGGAGUUUGCCAAUGAGGGCAACAUCAUCGCUUUCUGGGUGGACAAGAAGGGCCGCGUCUUCUACCGCAUCAACGACUCAGGCGCCAUGCUCUUCUUCAACGGGGUCCGCACGGCUGACCCGCUCUGGGCCCUGGUGGAUGUCUACGGCCUCACACGGGGCGUCCAGCUGCUUGACAGCGAGCUGGUGUUCCCGGACUGCCUGCGGCCGCGCUCCUUCACCGCCCUGCGGCGGCCGUCGCUGCGGCGCGAGGCGGACGAGGCGCGCCUCUCAGUGAGCCUGUGCGACCUCAACGUGCCGGCGGCCGAGGGUGACGAGGGCGGGCCGGCCGCCGGCUGCCCCAUCCCGCAGAACUCGCUCAACUCGCAGCACAGCCGCGCGCUCCCGCCGCAACUCGACGGCGACCUGCGCUUCCACGCGCUGCGCGCCGGCGCGCACGUCCGCGUCCUGGACGAGCAGACGGUGGCGCGCCUGGAGCACGGUCGCGACGAGCGCGCGCUUGUCUUCACCAGCCGGCCCGUGCGCGUGGCCGAGACCAUCUUCAUCAAGGUCACGCGCUCGGGGGGCGCGCGGCCCGGCGCGCUCUCCUUCGGCGUCACCACGUGCGACCCCGGCACGCUGCGGCCGGCCGACCUGCCUUUCAGCCCCGAGGCCCUGGUGGACCGCAAGGAGUUCUGGGCCGUGUGCCGCGUGCCCGGGCCCUUGCACAGCGGCGACAUCCUGGGCCUGGUGGUCAACGCCGACGGCGAGCUGCACCUCAGCCACAACGGCGCGGCCGCCGGCAUGCAGCUGUGCGUGGACGCCUCGCAGCCCCUCUGGAUGCUCUUCGGCCUGCACGGCGCCGUCACGCAGAUCCGCAUCCUCGGCUCCACCAUCCUGGCAGAGCGGGGCAUCCCAUCACUCCCCUGCUCCCCUGCCUCCACACCAACCUCACCCAGUGCCCUGGGCAGCCGCCUCUCUGACCCUUUGCUCAGCACGUGCAGCUCUGGACCUCUGGGUAGCUCUGCCAGCGGGACGGCCCCCAACUCACCGGUGAGCCUGCCUGAAUCGCCAGUGACCCCAGGUGUGGGCCAGUGGAGUGAUGAGUGUACCAUUUGCUACGAGCACGCGGUGGACACGGUCAUCUACACGUGUGGUCACAUGUGCCUCUGCUAUGCCUGUGGUCUGCGCCUCAAGAAGGCCCUGCACGCCUGCUGCCCCAUCUGCCGCCGCCCUAUCAAGGACAUCAUCAAGACCUACCGCAGCUCCUAGCCCGUGGCACCCCACCCCGCACACCCACCUUCUGAGACCACAGCCCAGCUCCAGCCGAGGGGCAAGCCAACAGGGCCCCUUCUCUUCCUCAUUUUGGGAACUCUUUUUCCUUCUCCAUUAAACAUGGGAAACUGAGGCCCUGAAGGUUUGGGGGGAGACGGGAUAUCAGGCAGGGACGCGGGGGCGGACGCAUAUCUCCUGGCAGAGGGGAGGGGAGGAGGCUGCACUCCUGUCUUUCUCUUCUCUGUCUCAGCUCUUCCCCGCAUGCUGAGAGGCUAAAUGGGGUCUCAGUCUGUCCUAAUCCAUCCCCACCUGGGGCAGAUUUCUAGAAGGUCCCUCUAGCCCAUGUGGCACCUUUGUGAGAAUUAAAAAAUGUGUACCUUCCUGUGGGCAGCUGCGGCCCGGCUCCAGGGCAUGGGGCUUGGCUAGGGGAGUGUGGACUGGAUCUCAGCUGCCGUUGCUCCCUCAGCCAUCUGCCCCUGAGCAGUGCACAGCCUGCUCCACAGCAGCCUUGGGCAGGCAGCCCCUGAGCUGCUGUCUCACUCUCUGCCCUCUGCACACCUUGUCUUUCUUCCCUGCCCACUGGGCCUAGCAGCUGGGCAAGGAGGUGGUAGAUGCCUCUUCUCCUGGGUAGGCUGCAGCCCCUAUGCCGUGUCUCUCUCCUGCUCCCCCAGGAUGAGUGGAUGGACGGGCUGCCGAGGGCUCCAGGUUCUGGGUCCCUAGCCCCCUGCCCUGGUUGAGAUGGGGAGGAGCCCUUCCUGGCCAUAGUCUUUCUGCCCCAGGCAUCUUGUUGGAUGUUGUUGCCCAGGGUGGCCCUUUGGAAUGGACUGGAGAGUGGGGUCUGUCUGUUGUCAGGUCUCUAAGGACAGGUUUGCAGCUACUGUCCCUGAUCUGUCUUCCCACAUCUCAGUGCUGUCCUGGGCCCAGGCUGAUUCUCAGAGGCUUUAGCAUGCCCAGGAGGAACGAGGGCCCUGGAUUGGGGUGGGCAGAUUUCCUGGGCCAAGGUCAGCCUUUUUCCUUAUUUUAAGUUAUUUAUUUAUUUGGUUUGUGGGUUUUGGGUUUUUUUAUUUGUUUAUGGGGUGAGUUCUCAUUCCAUGGGUCCCUAGAAAUGCUGCCCUGGUAUGUGGGGUGUCUGAGGAGAGGGGGCUGCAGAGAUAAUCAUCACUCACAGUCUCCCCUAGACUCCAGCCAUGAAGCCCAUAGCCAGCCCUGCUAACCAUGAAUUGGAAGUCCGUAAAAAGGGGCCAAAUUGAGAGGCCACCUAGCAAAUUGUGUCCAUUUUACAGAGAGGCAAACUGAGCCUCUUUAGUGCGCUGGGGCUGGUAGAUCACCCAGCACCACAAAGUGCCCUUCCACCCUGAGUUCCCCCCUCCCUAAGGACAUAAAAAUUUCUAGAAAGGCUGAGGGAGGGGCACCCCUCAUGGGCCUGGGAACAGGACUGGGGGAACCUUGUCCUAAUAGGGCAGGGAGUCUGUUCUUAGGAAAGGCUUGCCACCCCUGGGAAAGAUGGGAAAGGGCGGCUCCCAGCACUUGGUUCUUAUUCUGGGUUCUGGGGAGGGAGUGCCCACACCUGCUUUUGGGUUACAGUCAUCUCAGCCCUGCCCACCUUGUCCUGGGCCGGGGCCAGGUCCGAGUCUUGGCCUAGGCUCCUCCAGCCUCCCAACCCUCCGCUUUUUUGCACCCACCAGAGACUAAUUCUCCCUGUGACAGGCGGGGCAUGGGGCUCCAGUCCUGGCCCUGGCCAGUCAAGAGUCCCUCUGAACCUCUGCUUCCACCUCUGUAAAAUGGCUGUUUGGGGGAGAGGGCAGCCUUGCUGCAUGACUCUUGGGAGUUCAUUGGUGAGGGGCUGCUGUGGGGUGGUGUGAUGGGGAAGCACUGAGGACAGGACUCCAGGCUGGCCUUUGGGGAAGUCACCAUUCCACUGCAGGUCUCUAGUUCCCAGCCACUGACCCUGGGAGACCCUUUCAGUGGGAGUGGUCAGGGGCUCCAUCCCAGAGGCAGGAAAGGCCUCAAGUACAGGAGCUGCAUGGCCUGAGGGGUGGGGAGAGGAAGCCAUCAGUCGUCUUUAUCUCUGUUAGUGGGGGUAGCUGCUGCCUCCUUUGUGAACUUGGGUUGGGUCACUGUGAUUGUGAAUAAAGGUGAUUUCGUACCAGCCUGAGGGCUGUA